CAGUGGUUUUUGCCCGUCUUCGCACUCACCGCGUACCUGUUUGACACAAGUCAGGUUUUCUGAACCACCUCAGCAAGAUGCACUUCAAAUUACUGAUGUGGUUGGUUGCCAUGUGUUUGCCGGGAGGAAACGCCAUCAUUUUUAAAGAAUAUCGUAUCCCGCUGCCCUUUUCGCGCGAAGAGUAUCGGAUUGCUCAUCUGUGGUCCACGGCAGAAUGGAGCCUUCUAAAUACGGGAGGUGGAGACGGAGUUGAAAUCAUCGUAAAUGAAGAGAGGGCGUUUGACAACGGCAAAACGGGUCAAUACACGGACAAAAUCUUCCAUGUUACCAGUAAAGUCCCGCGCACUAUUAGGGCUCUUUCACCGAGGGGAAGUUUGGAGGUUCAGGAAAUAUCAAAGAAUGCGUUUACCGAAGUGGAGACGGUGUUAAGCAGUCCCCUCUACAUGAAAAACAACUUUCACCUUACAACCUACACACGGCUUAAGGAGGCUGAUAACUGCCAACAGGACGACGUAUUCAACGACAUUUAUUACGAAGCUAGUUACAUGCACGGGGAGGUGAUCAACAUAGAUAUCACAAGGGACAUAGACCCCAGGGACUACAAGGAGGACGAGGAUCCUACAAAAUGUUUCACUUCAGAGAGAUUGAAUCUCACUCCUGACUGGCAGACCCAAGCUACUCCAAUGUGUGUCUACAAGCUGGUGGUGACGGAGUUCAAAUGGUGGGGUUUGUCUGAGAAAGUAGAGAAAAUGCUGGUCAAGGCUGCUAGGAGAUAUUUCAUGCAGCUACAUCGUCAGAUGUAUUGCUGGGCUGACCAGUGGUUUGACUUCACAAUUGAGGAUAUCCGCGAGAUGGAAGAAGAAAUGGAGGUUCGCCUGGAUAAGAAAAGACACCAAGGGCAGGUAACUGGAAUGAGUGAGAAUUAGUGAGAAUAAAGACGUGUAAAUACUCAGCAGUCGGCAGCGGAUGCAACAGGAUGGUCAGAAUUGGCAGACACCAGCACUACCCCUGACUGUGCUUCGACUCUACGCAUGACACAAUCUUGGUUGGAGAAACCCAUCUGAUGGCGAUGGUAAAGACAUGAUUUGCUUAUAUCACAAUUUUUGUUUAAUUAGCUCGAGAUUGCCUUCGGGAUUAUGAUGAUUAGUUCGUUGUUUCUUUCUUUGAGGUUCAUGUUUAUAAUUACACUUUGGGUCUAGUAUAAGUAGUUCUAGGUAAAGGGAUAUUCCCAACAUAUAUUUCUUAUACUCAUAUAAAGCUUUUGCAUUUAUAACUAUUGAGGAAUGAUGCGUAAUUAAUUACAAGAUGAAGUUGGGUACAUCAUUUAGAUUUUUAGUUAAUGCCAAAAGUGUACUUUAAAGAAGCCUGUUGUAACUUUAAAGGGUCCGUGUAAUGCAUAUUGCACAACAGCUCUUGACACAUACCCAUACGUGUCUCAGUCAACAUCAUAUUUCUUGUUUUCGCUGUCGCUGUGGUGCCACUUAAGCUCUUAUGCUAAUCGGAUUUCCUUAUCCAUGAAAACACUGUGACGUCAUCCCGAAAAAAGCAAACUUCAACGUUUCAUUGAUUUGUGCGUGCAAAUGCAAGAAUUCUUCGCAUUUUGCUGGCUUAAAGUGCCUUUGUUUCCCGGAUUUUUUGUGUAGGUACAUGUACCCUGCAAAUAAGCAAAUGAGCAGGCUCUCCUCACACAUGUUUGAUUACCAAAUUCGGUUUAGUUAUUUCAAAAGAAAGCACAAACCCUAUAAACAAACAGUGACUAACCUGACUGACACCACAGUCCAAAAAGCAUGGUCAAGUAGCAUUCUUUAAAAUUUCACUUUUGAACACACGGUUGCCAAAUAGUGUUCUUUGAAAAGUAUAGACGAGUUAUGUAGUUUCAUUUGUAGCUUUGCAUUUGUUAGAAAGUUGUACAAUUUCAUUUUGCGCGUGUAUUCCAGAGGACGUUUCUGCACAGUAGAAGAAGAUGUUGAGUUUUUUUCGUCAGCGUACACCUGUUACAUCUACCCAACAACCAGCCUAAUAUCCAAAUCUGGGUCCAAACCGUUGCAAAACGUUUAGCACUGCAGGAAAUUAUUUAGAGAUUGCUGUUGAAAUAAAUGGUGAAUGUGCGUCGUUAACCGCA
Messenger RNA from Acanthaster planci (crown-of-thorns starfish), 2122 nucleotides. RefSeq names its product phosphatidylinositol transfer protein alpha isoform-like. Gene Ontology annotation, molecular function: phosphatidylcholine intramembrane carrier activity; phosphatidylinositol transfer activity; phosphatidylinositol binding. Gene Ontology annotation, cellular component: cytoplasm. Lineage: Eukaryota; Metazoa; Echinodermata; Asteroidea; Valvatida; Acanthasteridae. The record is from RefSeq and is a predicted model, not a curated record. Gene Ontology annotation, biological process: phospholipid transport.